Molecule: messenger RNA, 3480 nt
Organism: Ectocarpus siliculosus
Lineage: Eukaryota; Phaeophyceae; Ectocarpales; Ectocarpaceae
Source: the annotation of a GenBank genome assembly
AUGCCUGGACUCCACCGACAACGAUUGAGUUACCUUGCAGGGUGGAAUUUUGCUAUUUCUUUGUUAACCCUCGCUCCACAAUGGGCGGUGUAUCACUCUAACCUCCGGUACCCCUUUGGUCGGGAAACGUCGGCACAUGAGUUGAUCAUUUUCGAUCUGAAUGUGCGUUCAUUCGGCCAUUUUGCGGGUAAAUCCAUCGGAUGCAUGAUUGGUACUCAGGUCAAUGCGUGGAGGCGCAGAGUCCGUGACCUUGAUAGCACCACAGAACGUCGUCUGUGCACGUUGGUGAACUGGCCGCGCCUUGUAGAUCACCAUGUGCCGCAACGAGCACUGGCUCCUACAGUAGCUCAUGUGUGUUCUCUGCUCCUCUCGUGGCCUUCCCUCGACACCCAAAGGUACUUGUAUCACAACGCCCUCACCACCCUGCCUGAGGGAAUCUUUCAGAACAUGACGGGUCUUCAGGAACUGGAACUGUGGGGCAACGAGCUUACCACCUUGCCCGAGGGAAUCUUCGGGGGUCUUACGGCCUUGGAAAUUCUGUUCCUGAAUGAGAACGAGCUCAGCACCUUGCCCGAGGGAAUCUUCGGGGGUCUAGAGGCUUUGGAAAUUCUGUACCUGAAUGAAGACGAGCUCACUACCUUGCCUGGGGGAAUCUUCGGGGGUCUUAUGGCCUUGGAGUUUCUGUCGCUGCUGAACAACAACCUCACCACGCUGCCGGAGGGAAUAUUCCAGGGUCUCCCGGCCUUGACAAUACUGAAGCUGGACGGAAACUCUCUGGAGUGCUUGCCCUCAACAACAUUGAUGGAAGUUGAUGAUGAUGCCACGGACGGGCUCCACGUUGAUGCAUUCGGUGACGAAUGUGACAGCGGCCACACUUGCGGCUACGCCUGCACCUGCACUGGGCACGGCCGCGCCGGGAUCUACCCCACAACCUACGCCGGCAUUCGACUCGAGCUCACAAGCGGCCACACGUGCGGCUACGCCUGCGCCGGGAUCUACCCCACAACCUACGCCGGCAUUCGGCUCGAGCUCAGAAGCGACCCCACUUGCGGCUACGCCUGCACCUGCACGGGGCACGGCCGCGCCGGGAUCUACCCCACAACCUACGCCGGCAUUCGACUCGAGCUCACAAGCGGCCACACUUGCUCCUGCCCCUGCACCUGCACUGGGCACGGCCGCGCCGGGAUCUACCCCACAACCUACGCUGGCUUUCGGCUCCAGCUCAGAAGCCAGCCGUUGCCUAUCGGAGUCCGGCCUCCAUCAAAGCUCCAUCCCUGCUCGUCCGCCGCUCGUUUGGUCAAAGAAGGCGCAUUCAAGGUGGGCGUUGUAGUCGGCAUUGGCGUUGUGGCCGGCGCGCUGGCGUUAGCAGCACUGGGGUUCUGCCUACGUUGCCGACGGGCCGCGAAGAGCACGGACCCGGACCCGCCGGCCGCUCCUUCAGACGGUGGGGACAGCCUGGAGUGUGGCCAGGGUGAACAGCACCAGCAACGGCAGAAUGACACCCACUCCUCUUCGACGAUCAUCGCCGACUCUGCCGGGGGCAACGUUGCCCGCGCCCCGCCACCUCCUGCCGAGCAAGGAUCCCCGCCGCCGCCCCCAUCGUCUGCGCAUGAUGAUGCACACCGGCGCGGUGCUUGGUCACCCGCCGCCAGUCAGCAGUACGCGGUUAUCGCCGCUGAGACAACACUCGGCGAAGACGGCACGCCCAUCAGGCAGUCGUUGUUCCCAGCGACGCCCACGGGCGCCCUGCCGAACCCCAGCUCCGAGGGGAAAUCCAAACGCACACGCGACAGCAGCGGAAGCGGUGGUGGCACGAGGACGGCGGAGGCGGGCCGGGGCGGGGGCGAUGCGGCGGAAGACGGCGGCGGCUGCGUAGUGUCAGCGGAUCAGUCGGUGCUGUCGGUGACGACUACGAACUCCGCCACCGACGAGUCGACGGAAGAAGGGGUCGCCGAGAUUACCGCGUUCAGGUCUUCGGCGAUGGAAAGGCCGGACGGCGCUCCUUCGGGGGCUGCUCUUGUUCUUGCGGCUGCUCCUGCGGCUGCGGCUGCUCCUGCUCCUGCGGCUGCUCCUGCUCCUGCGGCUGCUCCUGCUCCUGCCGCUUCUCCUGCUAGCGGCCGCGGACGGACGUCCAGCGGCGUCGCGUACGGCCAGGCAGUACUGGUAGCGGCAGAGGAGCUCGCACAUCAUUGCCAGAUCCCCGGCGUCAGCGAGGCAGCGACGGCGGUGUCGAUUCUGGUACACCUGGUCUUAGACAGUCGGGACUUGACGAGCGGCACCGGGGUUAAGCGGUGCCGGUCGAUCGUGAUGAUGCUUGAGCGGGCGGCAAAGGUACUCGGCCAGGGUGGCGACACGAGCACGGAGGAGGAGCGUGUUUUGAUGGAAGAAGUGCACGACGCAGUCUCCGAUCUCAACGAGCUCAUCAAAACCUACCAGAACAAGAGCAAGCUCGCCCAGUUGUUGACAUCGACCCUGUUCAAGCGGCGCCAGGACGAGCUGAACGCGGUUAUGGACAGGGCCAUCUGGGGCCUGCACUUGGGCCUGCAGGUGCAGGUGGGACACGACGUUGCGCACCUUGUCAAGAGGUCAACGGCGGAGGCUCAGGCAGAAUCUCUGGCAGAAGCACGCAGGUCGAGGCGACAGCGCAAGCUUGACCAGAUCGAAAUCCCCGAGGACCACGUGUCGAUCACGAACGAGAUGCUGGGAAAGGGAGGCUUCGGCGUGGUGUACCUAGCCGACUACAACGGCCACAACGCGGCGGCCAAGAAGGCCGAGCGCAAGGCAUUCCUGCGCGAACUGGACGCCAUGAUCCGGCUGAGAAGUCCUCAUACCGUCAACGUCUACGGGGCGAUCACCUCGCUGCCGGACGGCCUGGUUAUGGUCAUGGAGCUGCUGGCGGGCGGUGACCUUCGGGCCAUGCUGAAGAACUCCGAGCAGCCGCUUCCCGAGGAUAUGUGCCGACAGAUCAUCCAGGAUGUCUGCGCGGGGAUGACCUUCCUGCACAGCAAGUCGACGGUGCAUGGCGACCUUAAGUCUGCCAAUGUUCUUCUGGAUGGCCGCGGAAGGGCAAAGAUUGGGGACUUCGGCACCUCGAGGUGGGCCCAGAACACCGAUAGAUCUACAGGUCUUGCCACAUACACCACGAAUCCGGGACCAAGCGCCCACAUCAGCUUCGCAUGGACUGCCCCAGAGGUGCUGGAGUCCCAGGAAACCUCCAAAGCGAGCGACGUCUACAGCUUCGGGAUGGUGGCGUGGGAGGUGCUGACGAGACGGACACCUUGGGCGGACCAAGCUCGGCCUCGAGAUAUAUACCUCCGUGUCGUCAUGCGUGAGGAACGCCCCGCGAUUCCCGCGAAUACCCCCGUAGAUAUCACAGAGAUGGUGCGCAGCUGCUGGGCCCAGGAGCCCGAGGACCGCCCGACGUUUACAGUGCUUUGCAACGUGGGGAACGUCCGACCGACGGCUUUAAGAAUAAAAUAG